This is a messenger RNA of Cryptomeria japonica (Japanese cedar), 1043 nucleotides long. RefSeq lists its product as uncharacterized. Bases 230 to 871 code for a protein of 213 amino acids. Lineage: Eukaryota; Viridiplantae; Streptophyta; Pinopsida; Cupressales; Cupressaceae. The record is from RefSeq and is a predicted model, not a curated record. Gene Ontology annotation, biological process: regulation of circadian rhythm; response to cold. The transcript is spliced from 5 exons.
GACCAAAAUAAAGAUUAAGUAAGGAUUCGAUGUUGUACAGGUGUUUACAAAACUUGGGAAGUUUUGGGUGUUAUAUAUGGUUGGAUUGAUAGUGAGAAAAGUUUAAAAUUGAGCAUUCAAGCUCAAAUCUAGGGAUUGAUAUGAGUAGGAAAUGACCAACCAGGGAUUGAUAGUGAGAAAAGUUUAAAUUUGAGCAUUCAAACUCAAAUCUAGUUCAUGAUACAGAAUAAUGAGCAACCAGGGAUUCAUUCGCAACAUGCCAAACUGUUGUUGGAGGAUCCCACAUCAUCAGAAAUCAUCAUGGACCAAUGAAAAACACAGCUUGUAUAUUAACUCCAUGGAGGAAGUCUUUGUCUCAGGUCUUUAUCAGCAAGGAUAUUUUACAUAUCCCUGUAAAAGAUGGCAAGCAUACAGAGGAGAAAAAAUAGCCUCUGUAUUUGGUCUGGAUUUAAAUGAGGAAGUUGAAUCGGGGUUUUCCAAUGGUCAAGUACAGCUUGGAUUUCCUGAGCAGAGCCAAAGUGAAGGUAAACCAGAAAAGCCUAGCCUCUAUCAUGAUGUUCAAAACAACUCAAAAAAGUGUGGAUUGGAGGAGAUAUGUAGCAGUAAUGACACAUUUCAGGAACAGGAUAGGAAUGGGAGAAGAAAGAAGAGGAAGUCACAACAUGGAGAGAGGGAAAUAACAGCUGUGUUCGAAGAAGUGCAGUCUAAAUAUAAUGAUGAACAUGCUAGAAAUUUUUAUGCAGGGCGAAAUCGGUUGACAGAAGAUACAACUGUUUCAGAAACUUCAGUGCAAACCUUGAGUGACAACCAGGAGGAUCAGGUCAUUCCAUUCACCGAUGAGACAUCUCCCAAGGUGGAUGGCAAGCCAUGAUAACCCUAUUUAGUCUCUGGGUUGGGAGGCCGACAAAAAUGUUUCAAUGCAAUUUAAAAGUUCUACAGGCUUAACAUGUUGUGUGUUGUUUAAGGCUAGUGGUUAGGGAUAUUUAUGAUCAGUCAAUUAUUUGAAUGGAAUCUUAAUCAUUGUAAUAGUUGAUAAGAUUUAA